AUGGACGCGUUAGGUCGCGUGAUGCUGGACGCAAAAUUCAUAGCGACGGCGACAUGUCUCGCUCUCGCUGGAAUAUUGUAUCUCCUCUUGCGGACGGAUCCUGAGAAGGCUGUCGAUUUUUCUACGCCCGCGCCUGAGCAGUGCUCGCCCGGUUGGCGUGGGAAGGAGCUGGAUCGGCCAUCCAUCAAGGUGCCUGGCUCGACGGCUAUACAAUGCUACGCACCCGCCACUGGUCACUACUUGGGUCUUCUCAAUCCCUCGACGCCUGAUCGCAUUGACCGCACCAUCGCGAAGGCUGCUGCCGCCCAGCAACAAUGGAAGAAGUCAACCUUCGCCCAACGAAGAAGAGUGUUGAAGACUCUACUGAAGUUCAUUCUGGACAACCAAGAAGAAAUCAUUCGGGCCGCAUGCCUGGAUAGCGGGAAAACGCGUACGGACGCCCUCUUUGGCGAAGUCCUUGUGACGGUGGAGAAGCUCAAAUGGACCCUCGACCACGGCGAGAACGCUCUCCUUCCAGAUCGACGACCAACCAACCUGCUCAUGUUCUACAAGCGCAACGAAGUCCGCUAUGAGCCGCUUGGUGUGGUCGCCGCCUGUGUGAGCUGGAAUUACCCGUUUCACAAUCUACUCGGCCCAAUAAUCAGCGCCAUCUUCGCAGGGAACGCUAUCGUCGUCAAGAACAGCGAACAAACAGCUUGGUCGUCCACGUACUUCGUUACGAUCGUUCGAGACGCCCUCACCGCCUGCUCCUUCGAUCCGAACAUCGUCCACGCCUUCUCCUGUUGGCCUCAAACUGCCGACUAUUUCACGUCGCAUCCCGGUAUCAGCCAUCUCACAUUCAUUGGCAGUCGACCUGUCGCGCAUGAGGUCGCGAAAAGCGCGUCGAAAUCUUUGACCCACUUGUGCGUCGAACUCGGGGGCAAGGAUGCUGCGAUCGUUCUUGAUGAGCCCGGUGGACGCGUCAUGUCGAGAGGAGAGAUGGAACGUAUUGCAAGCAUCAUCAUGAGAGGAGUUUUUCAAUCGGGAGGUCAGAACUGUGUAGGCAUCGAAAGAGUUGUCGCGAUGCCUGAGACAUAUGAUACUCUCAUCAAAAUGCUAGAGCCACGCAUCAAGGCGCUACGGCUGGGGGAUGACCUAGACCCCGAAAACGCUGGCGAAGGAUCUGCCAUCGACGUCGGCGCUUUGAUAUCACCCGCGUCGUUCGACCGCCUCGAACGCUUGAUUGCGGAGGCAACAGCACAGGGCGCUCGGUUACUCGUGGGAGGACACCGCUACAGCCAUCAACGUUACCCACUUGGCCAUUACUUUACGCCCACUCUUCUUGUGGACGUAUCCCCUCGAAUGAGAAUCGCGCAAGAAGAACUUUUCGCGCCAGUAUGUGUCAUGAUGCGUGCCAACGAUCUGGACGACAUUGUCAACAUCACGAACGGCACGGCCUACGGACUCGGAUGCAGUGUAUUUGGUCCUACUUCAUCUUCGCUUUCGAAUGCGAACCUUCAACACGUGACGAAUAGUGUAAAAUCAGGAAUGGUGGCGGUGAAUGACUUUGCAGCAUACUAUGUCGUCCAAUUACCUUUUGGAGGUGUUGCUGGGUCUGGCUAUGGGCGUUUCGCCGGGCGCGAGGGCCUACGAAACCUAUGCAAUGCCAAGUCAAUCUGUUCCGAUAAAUGGCCGUCACUAAUCAAGACGGCUAUCCCGGCUAAAUUGGAUUACCCAAUGCGGUCAAAUGCGUGGCAUGUGGCACGGGGUGUUGUUGAAGUGGGAUAUGGGGAGAGCCUUUCUCGGCGAGUGGAAGGCCUGCGCAAGCUGGUGGGAUUCUGA
Molecule: messenger RNA, 1821 nt
Organism: Zasmidium cellare ATCC 36951
Lineage: Eukaryota; Fungi; Ascomycota; Dothideomycetes; Mycosphaerellales; Mycosphaerellaceae
Exons: 3
Coding region: 1-1821 (606 amino acids)
Molecular function (GO): aldehyde dehydrogenase (NAD+) activity
Source: RefSeq, a predicted model, not a curated record